Molecule: messenger RNA, 858 nt
Organism: Lactuca saligna
Lineage: Eukaryota; Viridiplantae; Streptophyta; Magnoliopsida; Asterales; Asteraceae
Source: the annotation of a GenBank genome assembly
AUGAAUCAAGACUAUGAGAUCUCCUUGGAUCAAAUCAAUGACAUUGUGGGGGCCCCAACGGAAAACACAUUUGGCCCCACUGAUCCAAUCCAAGGAUACUAUGACAUGACUUGGUGGACCCAGCUCACCCAAUUGCAUCCAUAUGUCUCUAGCGCUGCUAAAGCCUCAUCACUUAUCCAUCCUGUGAUUAAGGUAGCUCACAUAAUCAUUGCUUCGCUCGUCGCCCCUAGAGAGGAGCGAAGCACCAUUAGCGCGCUGGAACUUAAAAUCUAUGCAAUGACCCAUCCCAAGAAUAACCUCAUUCCUCAUUAUGGUCGGUUUCUGUGCCACAAGCUCAUCCGCCUUAGCGCAUCCCGAUCAGGAAAGAUUGUUUGCGGGGGUAUUGUCAGCAUGCUCGCCAAGAGCGCCCACAUCCGAGCCCCAUUCCCCGGUCCCCACCAGCCACUGCCGGGUGAGCCUUAUCUCACCACUGCUAUCCUUGAGUCAAUGCAAAUCUUCCGCUCGGCAGGCGAUGGUACACACCACUGGACCGCCGAUGAGCAAAGCGAAGAAAACAAGGAAGAAGGUGAUGAUGAUGAAGGAGAGGAGGAGCCUCACCAUGCUUCUCCCACCGGUGGUGGCAGCUCAUCCCGUUUUGCUGCACCCCCGCCUUAUCAUCAACAAUAUAUGGACGAAUUCCAAUCAAUCCAUACCCGCCUCGACACCUAUCAGCAGGAUAUUACCAGCCUGACCCAGAAUUUUUCCACCUUCACCACCCAGUACGCUCGGAAUCAAGAGCGUCAACGCAAACAUGAGGCGGACUUCUGGGCUUGGACCCAAAACCCCAGCUACUAUCCUCCUCCUCCACCUCCGUUUUAG